CGCGACGACGAGAGAAUGAAGUUUGUUGUCAAGUUGGACGUUUUUCUGGAAAGAGAUGACUUUAAUUAAAAAGGCGUUAAAAACCCAUUUUGGGUUCGAUAAGUUCCGAUCCCAGAAGCAGGAGGACGUUGUUAAAGCAGUUGUUAAAGGUGACAGGGAUGUUUUUGUGUGUAUUCCCACCGGGGCAGGGAAGUCCCUCUGCUACCAGCUUCCUGCAGUGUUGGCUAAGGGUAUUACCUUGGUCAUAUCCCCUCUUAUCGCUCUCAUCCAGGACCAAGUGGACCACCUAAGGGACCUGAACAUUCCUGCAUGCUCCAUCAACUCCAAGCUCCCUGCAGGGGAGCGCCGUCUGAUCCUGGCCGAUCUGGAGAGUGAGAGCCCCAGGUUGAAGCUGCUUUACAUCACCCCAGAGAUGGUGGCCUCCCCUGCCUUCCAGCCCUGCCUUACAGGCCUGCUCUCCCGGAGCCUCCUGUCCUACCUGGCUGUGGACGAGGCUCACUGUGUCUCCCAGUGGGGGCAUGACUUCAGACCAGACUACCUCAAACUGGGCGGUCUGCGUGCCAGUCUGCCCGGGGUACCCUGCGUGGCGCUGACGGCCACGGCAACCCAGAAGGUGCAGGAGGACAUAGCAAAGUCCCUGAGGCUGCUAUCACCGCUGUCCUUUGCCACACCUGUGUUUCGCAGUAACCUGCAUUAUGAGGUGGUGUACAGGGAGCUACUGGAGGACCCCUACAAGCACCUGCAUGCCUUCAUCAGAGAGGCCCUGACCCUGGGGGAAGGCCCCAAAGGACAGGGUUGUGGAAGUGUGUAUUGUCGGACCAGAGAAGGCUAUGAGACGGUGGCUUACCAACUGACUAAGCUGGGAGUCCUGGCCAAGCCUUACCAUGCAGGGUUGAAGACAGGAGAUCGCACAGAGGCUCAGACUGAUUGGAUGCAGGGUAAGGUGCUUGUCAUUGUGGCCACUAUCAGCUUUGGCAUGGGGGUUGACAAAUCUAAUGUCAGGUUUGUGGCCCACUGGAACCUUGCCAAGUCACUAGCCAGUUACUACCAGGAAUCUGGGCGUGCGGGGCGAGAUGGGCUGCCCUCUUCCUGCAGGACAUACUACUCCUCCAAGGACAGGGAGCAGUUGAACUUCCUCAUCCGCAAGGAGGUGGCUCGCAAACAGGCAAAGCGUGGCUCCGAGAAAGAUCAGGACAAGGCUUCCAUCACAGACUUCGAGGCCAUGGUGGCAUUCUGUGAGCAAGAGGGCUGCCGCCAUGCCACCAUCUCCAAGUUCUUUGGGGACCAGAAGCCGGACUGUGCGGGGGCCUGUGACUACUGUCGUGACCCCAAGGCUGUGCGGGCCCAGCUGGAGAAGGGGGCUACUUUGUGCACCAAGACUGGAGCAGCUCGGAGCACACAGCCCAGGGGCCCGUUUGGGUUUGACCGUGACCUCUACGCCGGGAGGAGGAAGGGCUACGGCUUUGAGAGGCAUGAUGAGGAGGGCUGGGAGAGUGAUGAUGAUGAUGGCUCCGAGCAUCGGAGGAAGGAGUUUGGAGAUCUCUUCAAAAAACAAAUGAACCUGCGCAAGGUGUCUGAGGGACACAAAGAUUCAUUUAACCCCCCGGAUGAUAACUGCCCACUCAGGGAGGCCAGCAGCCAGAAAAUUCCCAGGCUCACUGUCAAGGCUCGGGAGCACUGUGUGGCCCUGCUACAGGAGGCUAUGAACAACCACCAGGUGGCAGCAGCAGACACACACAGCUCUGACACACUCUCCUUGGCAGUGGAUAUUGAACAUGAGGUCUUCAAGAUCACCAAGUCUUCCAACCUGUACAAAGCAGCCGUCCUGAAGAGAAUAAGUAUCAGAGAUGAAGAAGGAAGGGGCUGCCUCUGCGGGAGGAGGAGGAAGAGGAGAAGGGACCAGCGGCUCUGGGGAAUCCACAGAGAUAAAGACUGAAUCCAAAGACGAAGCAACCUCCUCUUCCUCCUUGACUGAGGAGCAGCGGGGCUUCACCACCGCCUCACAGAUCUACUCACUAAAGCGGAAGAGAAUAGGAGCAGGUCUGAGGGGCUCCUCCAACCCCUUCCAGACUGCCAGUGAGCUGCUGAGGGCCUCUGUGAGGGCUCCACUACAGGUCCAGGGGCCGACAGGGAGCGGGGGCCCUGACUGCCUGGCUGGGUCUGGAGAGUCAGCCGGAGAGGGGGAAGAGGAAGGAGACAAAGACUGGAGAUACAGCACCAACCAUCAGCUCCUCCAUCAGAGCUAAAGCCAGUGCAGUCUCUGCCUUCCUGAACAGUCCCACCAAGACAGGAGGCAAGGCCCUGAGCAAGAAGCAGAAGCUAGCGGAGGCUGCUAAGAACUCCCGCAACAUUACCCAGUACUUUGGGAAGAAACCGAUUGAAAAGAGUCAAGAGGUGGAGAUAAGAACCAAUGAUGUGUCGUCUCAGGCCUUUUCAAUACCACACCAGUCACUCCCCACUCAGGAAAUCACACCUGCUACUGUCUCCAUGGAAACCAUCCCUACGGACACCAUCCCCAUUGAAACUAUCCCUAUGGACACCAUCCCCACAGAAAUCAGCAACUUGGAUGAUGAGGAGGUUAAAGAGGAAGCUAAACUGGACUUGGACUCUAUCAUAGUGCAAAAUGCACAUGAAAACAAGGCUAAAUCGUUGCUAAAACAAAGGCUAUGUGAAGAGAGGGAGGCCCUCCCCCAGCCAAGCGCAGCUGCCCCCUACAGGACAGCAGGAAGAAGGUGACCUUUAACCACAAAGUCCAGGAGACUGUACUGGAGCCAGGGAGCCCAAGCAAAGCCCCCAAGCCUGUGUCUCUGAAGGAGGUGGCUGACAUCGUGGUGCGCUGUCUAGACCACUUCUAUACGCAGGGCAAGUUUGCCACCAAGUGAAAAUGCAGGCCAAGAAUCUGAUAAAGAAGUUCUUCAGCGGUGUGAAGCGCUGUGAGAGUGAAGCAGAUUGGAAGCACCUGACAGGACCACACAGCACUGAGACCUCUGAACACAGAGGGAUGGGAGGAGGCUGGACUAUGAACGGAAAGGUGGAGGAGGAUAACAACCCGGGGGUCUGAUCCCUUCAUCCACUCUCUUUCUCGCUCUCCAACUGAUUCCCUCCCUCACAUCUCUCCCAGGCCAAGAUACUGAGCCGUUACAGAGAUGAUAUGCUGCUAUGCUGUGUCAACUCCAGGCUCAUGCUGUCGUGGCGUGUAGAGCCGCUGUAAUGGCGGCCAUAAAACAUGUACUGUAUAAAGCAUGUCUGCUGGUGCUUAUGGGGAACAAUUAGUCAUCUCUGCUCAACGCCGAACAGAGGUGGCUCUUUGUUUGAUGUUAGCACCAUGUGACUAGGACAUGGAUGCUAUGGUUAUACCAGGCCAAACCCUGCUGCUACCUGGUCUGUCAUUCUGCCUGACUAAAGAGGACAGCCAGCUGGAUGUGUAACAACCACACUCUGUCCUUGAUAGAUUUUAGAGCUGUAAUUUAAUCUAUUUUUCAUUGUUAGUUUGUUAGUUGUUUUCAUGAGAUUCUCAACGAGAACUUUUGUUUAUGCUGAGGAAUCCCAAAAAAUAUGAAUUCGUUUUUUUUCUCUUGUCCUUAUGGUUAUCUGGUACAAAGUUAUCUUGUCUAAAAUGAUCAGAGCUGGCCAGUCUGCCUGGGCUGGUUGGUGACUGGGUGCAUAAUGGGGGAAAACUCCCAACCAUCACAGAAAUGUAUCUAAAAACCCAGCCAUCACACACUAUUGCUCCAUGUGAGACCUGUUUACAAUAAAAUCUCUAACACUGAA
Messenger RNA from Salmo salar (Atlantic salmon), 3771 nucleotides. Its product is annotated as ATP-dependent DNA helicase Q5-like. Gene Ontology annotation, molecular function: nucleic acid binding; 3'-5' DNA helicase activity; four-way junction helicase activity. Gene Ontology annotation, biological process: double-strand break repair via homologous recombination. Gene Ontology annotation, cellular component: nucleus; cytoplasm; chromosome. The record is from RefSeq and is a predicted model, not a curated record. Lineage: Eukaryota; Metazoa; Chordata; Actinopteri; Salmoniformes; Salmonidae.